Symbiodinium sp. CCMP2592 is the source of this 291-nucleotide messenger RNA. The record is from the annotation of a GenBank genome assembly. Lineage: Eukaryota; Dinophyceae; Suessiales; Symbiodiniaceae.
AUGGCAGAGUUCACGCCGCAGAACUUGGCCAACACUGUGCAAACCCGGGGCACGUCAGAAUCAUUCCGCUCUCCCUUGAUGCAUGCGAGCAUCGCAUCGGCGGUGGCAAGGUGCAGCGAGUUCUCUGCCCAGCACCUGGGAAACGCGGCAUGGAGGCUUGCAGCUUGCUCAGCCGUCAGCAUGCCGCUGCUGGAAGCUACGGGCGACCAUGGGGCCGAACAGGUCACCUCCUACGACCUGCAGGCCGGAUUGGCCUGCGAAGUCCAGACCAUUCCGCUUUGUUUAACAUAA